This is a messenger RNA of Aspergillus mulundensis, 630 nucleotides long. RefSeq lists its product as uncharacterized. Bases 1 to 630 code for a protein of 209 amino acids. The transcript has 3 exons. The record is from RefSeq and is a predicted model, not a curated record. Lineage: Eukaryota; Fungi; Ascomycota; Eurotiomycetes; Eurotiales; Aspergillaceae.
AUGGCCCCGGUUGCGCCUGUCCAGCAGAAGCCGUCCUUCGACGAGCUCGAAGAAGCUGCUCACGCCGUCAUUGCUAUCUUCAAGUCCAUGCCUGAGUUCUCCGACGCCCGCCUCGCUAUCAUCGGUGGCCUCAGCUUGUGGAAGUACCUGAAGAACUUUCGUACCACUGAUGACGUUGACUUCCUCAUGACCGUCGAGAAUGCGCCCAACAGCGUCAAGGAGAAGUUGCUUGCUCUUCCUUCCAGUCCCUUCGAGGAGCAAGCCCAGUUCUUUAUGUUCAAGAGUCCUCGUGGAAAGAGAAUACAGAUAGACAUAACUCCGAAAAUGCAGUCUCCCUACGUUCCCACCGCCGCCGUCCCGAUUUCCACUCUUCAACUUGGACAGCUGCCGUACAUUUCGGAGCUGGAUCUCCUAGUUUUCAAGAUCUAUUCCUGCGGUCUUCGUGCUACUUCCCAGAAGAAGAUCCGUGACGCGAACGAUGCGAUGUCCUUGUUGGACGUGCUGGCUUCGAAGGGCCCCGUUGUGUUGAACCCCGACCAGCACGCUGCCGUCACCCAGGGUCUUGACGAUGUCGUUAACAUUUCUGGAAUGGGCCACAACUGGUGGAAAUCAAGACUGGGAAUGAAGUAA